AUACAUUCUACAUAUAUGACAUAUCAGCGGAUUAUCAGUGAACAUAUCUGUCAAAAGGGGAGGAUUAUUUAGUACCAUAAGGGAAACUGUAUAUUCUACAAUAUUUUUGUUUUAAUUAUUAGUUAAAUGUAACGUGUGAUCUCGAGUUAUAUAUAAAAUUCGUAUGAAAAUGCGAACCACAUAAAACGUAAACGAUCUCAUACAAGACCAAUAAAAAUAUUAUUGUCCUUGUUAGCUCUGCAAGUAACAUAAUGUGUAACAAAACAAGGAAACAAGCGAAUUACUUUUGUGUUUAUUUAUAUUUUACAAAAUUAUAGCAAACGAGAAAUCUCAGUAUUGUUUAAGUAAGAAAGAUUCUACUGAUCAAUAUGAAUUAAGUGAUGGCACCUGCAAAAGAUAAAUGGAUUAGACGUUUUAUAAUUACUGAAACAAAGCGGCACAAGAAAGGCUUUACAAUCUACAAAGUUACUUCUAUGAUAUUUCUGAAAUCCUCUCAUGAAGAAGUGUCAAAAAUAUCUGUAUGGAAGCGUUAUAAUGAUUUCAAAAAGCUUCAUGCAGAACUCAGUCACUUACACAAGCGUUUUGGAACGAAAGAAAGUUUCCCACCUUUUCCCAAAUCAAAAUAUUUUGGCAGAUUUGAAGCUGAGGUCGUAGAGGAGAGGAAGAAAUAUGCUCUUAAGUUUUUGGAAUUUGUAGGACGAUACUCGUACUUAUACUCAAGCGAUAUCUUUAUAACAUUCUUUGAAACUAGUCAUGCAGAUAAUUAUAGUAAUGAUUGCGCACAUUCCUUAAGCUCAGAUACAUCUGAAGAUGAUCGUGUUGUUACUUUAAGUGAUUCUGUGCUUAUAAAUGAUAAUACAGUGCAAAGUACCUUUGAAAUUCCAUGUUCAUUGAAAGCAUCUCAUAAUGUAUUAACAAAUCCGUGUUCUUCUUUGUCAAAUGUUAUUUGUGCAAACAAAAAUGAAUUUGCAUAUCGGAGGAAGAAUGAAUCUCACGACAGUAUUAAUUUACAGAAUGCUAAUGUUAAUAGAAAAGAAAGCUGUAAAACAGCAAAAUUGCAUACGCAAGAUAUUAUUACUAAACAGUAUAAUGCACAUCAAAACAAAAGUUUUGAUAAAAAUGACAUGGCAACACUCAACGAUGUAUCAGAAUUUGAUAGUCUGAACAACAAUAUCAGUAAACGCUUUUUAAAUUAUGAUACACAUUCUACAUAUUCUGUAAUAAUACAAGAGGACAUAAAUGAUCAGACACAACCAGAUUCUACACAGUAUCUCUUGAUAGCAGCUGCUCACAUAAGUGCAGCUUUCAAACAUGAAUCUAUAGCCGAGUACGAGGAAGCUUUUAUACAAUACAAACUGGGAAUAUCAUGUCUAAUAAACGGUGUACAAUUUGAUCCAGAUAGUACAAGAGUACCAGGCAUAAAAGAUAAGAUAUCAAAGUAUUUAGCACGAGCUGAACAAUUAUAUAACGAACAUUUAAAUUGUAACAUCUCCAAAAUAAAUAAACCAAUAUCUGAGCUUCAAUAUUAUAAAGUGCUUAAAAUAAUGAAAUCCGUGAUGCUCGUAAUGGAUAUACGUGCAAAUUGUAAAAGAAUAAUCAAGUAUAGUUGUGGAAGAUUAUGGGACUUCGUAAGACUACAUUAUAAAGAAUUUGACAGUCUGUAUGAUGUAACUUCAAAUCACAUAUAUAUAAAUAAAGAUGUCAAUGGAGAGAUCAGCAGCAAUGAAAAUAUUUAUGAACUAAAUAAAGCGGAUAUAGUUAUAGAAAACAAUAAAGUACGAGGAAAUCGUCGAUGCACGAUAGAUGAUCAAAGUGAUAUCUAUAUGGAAAUGCCUACUAUACAAUUAUUAGAAAAAUCACAAGAAUUAUUACAAUCUGUUAAUGCAACAUUAAAGAAAAGCAAUUCUAUUGCAAAUCGAUUAAAUGAGUGUAAGGAAUUGAGACAUUCAGAAAGUACACCAUCGCUGAGUGCAAAGACUGUUACAAAGAUCCCUCAGGAAUCAGAUCUUAUGUUAUCUAAUGUUCAUCACAAUAAAUCACAUACUAGUAAUACGAAAGUAGAUGACAUUAUUGUUGCAGAGAAUCCUUUGACAAAAGGUUUCAUAAAGAAUAAAGAUUUGAAAAGCAAUAAUUCUUUAUUAAUGAACAAUAACGAAAAUUCAAACGAAUCAAGAAAAAAUUGUGCAUCUGUAUUAAAUGGAAGUUGUGCGACUCGUGAAUCAUUCAAAAAUAAUAAAAUGGACAAUUUAUUGCAUAACAAUUCAAAAACUAUUUCAAUACAGAAUGUCUCGACCAAUAAUGUAUUACAGAUCUGUGAGAAUAAUACUGAAAGUAUAUCCGAUCAAAUAAAUUCAUCAAACAUUAAUUAUAGCAUUGAUGAGACACAAUAUACGAUUAAAGAAAAUAAUAUAGAUGAACAGGAGUUUUGGCAAGUACCGGAAGCUGUAAUUCGGUCAUGGGCAGCUGAAAUUCUUUUAGCUUUAGAAGCACUUCAUCAGCAAAAUGUCAUAAUUCUCGAUUUCAAACCUGAUAAUAUUCUUCUGGAUGACGCAGGACAUAUCCGGCUUACUUAUAUUAUAGCACAGCACAAUGUUGAAUUAUCUAAACUAAUAUAUCCAUAUUCCUCACCUGAGUCAGUAAUGUUUUCUCCGACCAUUCCUGUUACAUCCGCUACAGAUGUUUGGAGUUUCGGAGUUAUUUUAUAUGAACUACUUACUGGCACUAUGUUUAUCAGAAAUCAUCCAGGAUCAUUUCAUUCACAUUCCACAAUUAACAUUCCUAGCAGAUUAUCGAAAAGUGCAGGAUCUUUGUUAUGUGGCAUGUUAAAAUAUCAUCCAGAAGAGCGACUGACAAUAGAUGAAAUAAAGCGUCAUCCGUUUUUUGCAAGAACUGAUUGGUUAAAUAUGAUUUCUUAAACUUAAUGCUUACUAGGGAAUUCAUAAAUUUUAUACUUAUAAUAAUUGUACAAAUAUUUAUUAUGUAGCGGAGAUACAAUCUUAUUUUGUAGAUGAACAAAACGAUAUAAAAAU
Acromyrmex echinatior (Panamanian leafcutter ant) is the source of this 3029-nucleotide messenger RNA. RefSeq names its product ribosomal protein S6 kinase-like 1. Lineage: Eukaryota; Metazoa; Arthropoda; Insecta; Hymenoptera; Formicidae. The record is from RefSeq and is a predicted model, not a curated record. Gene Ontology annotation, biological process: protein phosphorylation. Gene Ontology annotation, molecular function: phosphatidylinositol binding; ATP binding; protein kinase activity.